Messenger RNA from Stegastes partitus (bicolor damselfish), 987 nucleotides. RefSeq names its product group XIIB secretory phospholipase A2-like protein. The record is from RefSeq and is a predicted model, not a curated record. Gene Ontology annotation, molecular function: calcium ion binding; A2-type glycerophospholipase activity. Gene Ontology annotation, biological process: lipid catabolic process; cholesterol homeostasis; arachidonate secretion. NCBI's taxonomy places the organism in Eukaryota, Metazoa, Chordata, Actinopteri, Pomacentridae. Bases 1 to 987 code for a protein of 328 amino acids. Gene Ontology annotation, cellular component: extracellular region. The transcript is spliced from 4 exons.
AUGCUGCUUCGGACUGUGGCCCUGCUCCUCCUCUGUGCGUCUUCAGGAAUGUGUGCCACAUUAGGCCACUACCAGACCGAAGCACAGGAGGAGAAGGCCCCUGAUGUGGACCCUGCUGCUGCUACUACUGAUGCCGCUGUCGACGCUGCUUCUGUAGAUGCAGCUAAAGAAAGUGUAGCAGAAGUCGGUGAUUCACCUACAACUGAGGAACCUGCUGCUGAUUCCCUUUUUGGUGACAAUCUACUGGCUAAAAUACUCUCGGCUGAUAAACUGGCAGGUGACAAACCUGAUGUGGAUGUUCCCGUGGCAGAUGGUGCAACAAGCAAAGAUCCAGGCACGGACAGUGAUGGGCCUGCUGGAGACAGCCCUGCUGUGGAGACUCUUACAGAAGGAGCGGUCACCCAGGAGCAACCUCCAUCUGAGGAGGAGGCGAAUGAGAUCAAGCCGGUCGAGAAAAAUGAGUCCCUGAGUAGACCCUUGGCACAAGAAGAUGAUAACAGUUGGAGCUUCAACUCGAUUAGAAGUAGUUUCCAGAACAUGAACGGAUACUUUGACUCCAUGGUGGAGCUGGUGGGGGGGCGCGACGGUAUAUGUGAGUACCGCUGCAGAUAUGGAGUAAUUCCUCAACCUCGUCCCGGCUACCAGCUCCCAGAUCCCAAUGGAUGCAGCUCCUCUCUGAUGGGAUUCCAGGUGAAUGCUGCUCUUGACCUGGGCAUCCCUGCAAUGACAAAGUGCUGCAACCAGCUGGAUACGUGUUAUGACACUUGUGGCACGAGCAAGUACGACUGCGAUUCCAAGUUUCGCACGUGUCUGCAUAGCAUCUGCUCUGACCUUAAGAAGAGCCUGGGCUUUGUGUCCAAAGUGCAAGCUUGUGAAUCGAUGGCAGACGCUCUCUACAACACAGUGUGGACUCUCGGCUGUAGACCUUACAUGAACAGCCAGAGGGCAGCGUGUAUCUGCGAGGGAGAGGAGAGGGACGAACUGUGA